This is a messenger RNA of Parnassius apollo (apollo), 291 nucleotides long. The record is from the annotation of a GenBank genome assembly. Lineage: Eukaryota; Metazoa; Arthropoda; Insecta; Lepidoptera; Papilionidae.
AUGGAUAAAAGGGAGCAACAAAUUGUGGCGUGGCUGAUGGAAGAAGGUACGGAGGAAAUAGAGGCCCCAGAUAGUAGGAUUGAAAAAGCAGAGAGUGACGGAGAUAGUGAUCACAGUGAAAAUUUCACCGACACGGAACAGUCAUCAUGCGAAGAUGAAGGUGAGAAUUAUUCAAGUCAAUCCGAGCGCGGUACAUAUUACUUAGGCAAGGAUAAAAUGACCAAGUGGAAUUAUCGUCCACAACGUACGAAUAUAAGAACAAGGUCACAUAACAUAGUAGACCAGGGGUAA